AUGGAUGGCAAUAAGCACCCCCAAUUUAGUCCAUUUUUUAUUGGUCUUCUUGGGUUCAUAGCUGGAGCAAUUGUGGUUGUAAUCUACCAUUUUUUUGCUGUUAGCUGCUGCAACCAAAGGCGUGAGCCAAGUCCAUCAAAUAGGCCUCAAACCAAUCAAGAAGAUAGGCCUAGUAGCACAAGCAAUUCAUUGGCGCAAUUGAUUCCAAUCUUCAAGUACUCCCAAGAGAGUGGAGAAGAAACGUGUGCUGUGUGCUUGUCCGAGUUCAAGGAAGGCGAGGAGGUUCGGGUGUUGCCCGAAUGUCUGCAUUUGUAUCAUGUUACUUGCAUCGAUGGGUGA
This is a messenger RNA of Quercus robur (English oak), 339 nucleotides long. Its product is annotated as RING-H2 finger protein ATL51-like. The record is from RefSeq and is a predicted model, not a curated record. The transcript has a single exon. Lineage: Eukaryota; Viridiplantae; Streptophyta; Magnoliopsida; Fagales; Fagaceae. Gene Ontology annotation, biological process: protein ubiquitination. The coding region runs from base 1 to 339 and encodes 112 amino acids.